AUGACAUCAUAUGUUGAGCGCCUCAGGCUUCUUCUUAUUCCGUCUCUUUCAUCCUCCAGUUUUAUUGUCGGUUACGUUUGCCCGAACUUAAAAAGUCUCUCCAUUAACGGAUUGUUUGGCACGACGGCGAGGUAUGGCGUGGAUUACUUCUCAAGAGCAAGAACCGAUAAGAUUGAACCCCACGAAUACAUUGAGGAUGAUAGCCCCGACGAGCUCAAUGCAGCUGAUUCCAAGUACAGUUAUUGGUUGAAAGAGCACCCUUCUGCAUUGAGAGCAUUCCAAGGGAUCAUGAAAGCAGCAGUGGGAAAGCAAAUCGUCAUUUUUUUAGAUUACGACGGGACUCUAACACCCAUUGUGGAUGAGCCCGACCGUGCAUUUAUGUCUGAUGCGAUGCGUUCGGCUGUAGGGGAAGUUGCCAAGCACUUUCCGACCGCUAUAAUAAGUGGUAGGAGCCGCAACAAGGUAUAUCAAUUUGUUAAGCUAGAUGAGGUAUACUACGCUGGGAGCCAUGGGAUGGACAUCAUGGGGCCUCCUACGAAAUUGAAGUCCUACUCCUACGAGGGCAAGUAUCACACAAACGCCCUUGAUAAGAAAGGUGAUGAACUAUCCAUCUUCCAACCUGCCAAGGAGUUUCUGCCUGCAAUUCAGGAGAUAUUAGAUAAGAUGCAGAAGGGAACCAGUGACAUCGAAGGUGUCUUAAUCGAGGAUAAUGGGUUCUGCAUUUCUGUUCACUACCGACAUGUUGCCCAAGUUGAUUAUGGUCCAUUAGAAAAGAAGGUUCUGUCGGUACUUGCAGGGUACCCACGCUUUCAUCUGACGAGAGGCAAAAAGGUUUUAGAAAUCAGGCCAUCGAUACAGUGGAACAAAGGCAAUGCACUGGCUUACUUGCUUGAUACCCUUGGCUUUGCAAGUUCCAGCAGAGUUCUCCCAAUUUAUAUUGGAGAUGACAGAACUGAUGAAGACGCUUUCAAGGUACUUCGACGCAGGGGAGUAGGAUAUCCUAUCAUCGUCUCUUCGGCCCCAAGAGACACUUUGGCUUUAUGCUCCUUGCAAGAUCCUUCAGAAGUGUUAUCUUUCUUGAUACGUCUGGCGAGGUGGGUGUCCUCCUGAUUAAUUCUCUCUUCAGAAGUGUUUUCGGGGAUGUGGCUGGUGUACAUAGAUGAGAGAUACAUCUUCAUAUCAUGGGACUUGAAGUUUUAGGCAGGUCCCAGUAGACACUAGGUUGUUAUUUCGUGUACAGCAAUCGGAAGGUCUGCACUGCGGUUUUUGGUCUAGUGCAGAUAUCAGCUGAAGUUUUUCAACCCAAGACUUUGAUGGAGGAACCCAUGACAAGAAGAAUAAAGAAGAAACAACACCCCCUGCCCUUAGUAUUACGUCUGAGCUGCAUUUUAAUUAAAUUCAUCAACCAUCCUGAACUCCUGAUGCUAAACUAUCCAUUUCCAUGCUCUUUCUAAUCUAUAUAUAAACUUGUAUUUGAAGUUGGCUGUAUUCGAGUAUAGAUAGAACAACUCUUGGCAGCAAAGAUUUGCGAUGCCCAUGGGUGCAGGUUUCUUCCUUCUACAAUUUUCUAUUUGGGUCAAGAAGUCUGGGCUGGUUCUGGAAGUCUUGGGAGCCUACGGAUGACGAAUCGGUGGAGAUUUUGUCCAGUUUAUCGCCUUGCGCUAUAAGAGCAUCUUUAGCAUUUUUGAAGCGGGUAUUAAUUCAGCAAUGAUCAGAUUUUCACUGGCGGCCCAUGUUCUUGUCCUGUUCACUAGAUUUGGACAAACGAAGCUUGAAGCUCUGGGUAUAAAUCUACCCCCCAAAUAGGCAUCAAUCGUUUUAUUAUUAGCUUGGGCAAGAGAAGGAAACGUGGGCGAAUAAUAAUCAACCCUCAACCCCCGCUAGAAAACCUACGUAUGCCGGGUGGUACGGCAAGGAUUGUACCCUCCAAUGAUUGGGUUGGAU
This is a messenger RNA of Coffea arabica (coffee), 1944 nucleotides long. The record is from RefSeq and is a predicted model, not a curated record. NCBI's taxonomy places the organism in Eukaryota, Viridiplantae, Streptophyta, Magnoliopsida, Gentianales, Rubiaceae.